GCGGCCGCGUGCGCCGGGGAGCGGCGGACGGCCUGGGCUUCCGCAGCUCGGAGCGCCGGGGAAGAGAGAGUCCGAGCCGCGGCUCUGCCCCGCGGCCUGGCGUUGCUGCCUGCUUUCUCCAGCCCCUUCUCGGCGUCUGGAAGUGUCUGGAGUUUUUUUUUUUAUUUCCCCUAAACUGCCAUUCAAAUUAAUAAUCCUCCUAAUAACCUGAUCUCCCGCUCCUCCCCAUCGGCCUGCCUCCCGCCCUCGCUCCUUCCUCCCUCCCUCCCUCUCCUUCCCACCUCCAGGGUCGCAGCCGGAGGAAAACCCGGCAGCAGUCCGAGGGUGGGGGUGUCCCAGCCCGUAGGGGGCGUCGCCGCGCGGUGGGGGAUGGGGUCGAGGCAAUGAUCCUCGAGGCUUUUGUGUGCCCUCUGCGCACGGAACUCCGGCCGCCGCCUCCGAGCGCGGGGCUGGUUGCAUCCCCGGGCAUCUCGUUCCCAAAUUAAACGUUAACGGGGGAAACAAGGGCAGACGCCCCUCCUCUCCCGGGCCCCUCCCGCCUCCCCUUUCCCCCUCACCCCCCUCCCCGCCCCAUGUCCGCUGAGGAGGCUGCCUGGUGCGGAGGCGUCGGCGGCGGUGGCGGCCGCGGCCGAGGUCGAGGCGAUCAGUGGGUGACCGCGGCUGCGAGGGACUUUGUCAUCCGUCCUCCAGGAUCUGGGGAGAAAGGGCCCCAUCCCUUCCCUCUCUGCCACCAUUUCGGACACCCCGCAGGGACUCGUUUUGGGAUUCGCACUGACUUCAAGGAAGGACGCGAACCCUUCUCUGACCCCAGCUCGGGCGGCCACCUGUCUUUGCCGCGGUGACCCUUCUCUCAUGACCCUGCGGUGCCUCGAGCCCUCCGGGAAUGGCGGGGAAGGGACGCGGAGCCAGUGGGGGACCGCGGGGUCGGCGGAGGAGCCAUCCCCGGAGGCGGCGCAUCUGGCGAAGGCCCUGCGGGAGCUCGGUCAGACAGGAUGGUACUGGGGAAGUAUGACUGUUAAUGAAGCCAAAGAGAAAUUAAAAGAGGCACCAGAAGGAACUUUCUUGAUUAGAGAUAGCUCGCAUUCAGACUACCUACUAACAAUAUCUGUUAAAACAUCAGCUGGACCAACUAAUCUUCGAAUCGAAUACCAAGACGGAAAAUUCAGAUUGGACUCUAUCAUAUGUGUCAAAUCCAAGCUUAAACAAUUUGACAGUGUGGUUCAUCUGAUCGACUACUAUGUUCAGAUGUGCAAGGAUAAGCGGACAGGUCCAGAAGCACCCCGGAACGGCACUGUUCACCUUUAUCUGACCAAACCACUCUACACGUCAGCACCAUCUCUGCAGCAUCUCUGUAGGCUCACCAUUAACAAAUGUACCGGUGCCAUCUGGGGACUGCCUUUACCAACAAGACUAAAAGAUUACUUGGAAGAAUAUAAAUUCCAGGUAUAAAUGUUUCUCUUUUUUUAAACAUGUCUCACAUAGAGUAUCUCCGAAUGCAGCUAUGUAAAAGAGAACCAAAACUUGAGUGCUCUGGAUAACUAUAUGGAAUGCUUUCUAAGAACAGCUGAAGCUAAUCUAAUUUAAAUGCUUGAAGAGGUAGCUAGGUGUUUAAAGUUCCUCCAGAUACUUUUACCUGAGUGAUGCUUCCCUUCCUAAGGCUGACCAAGACCAGUUGAUCCUUUUAGAUUAAAAAUAAAAUGUCGCAUGUAAAGGCUGAAGGCGCGUUUUAUCAGAAUGCCUUGCCUUCUUAGGUUCUUUUCCAUUAUGUCAAAGGUCCAGGCUCCAGUAGGAGAGAAAGAACUCCUCAUAGGAAUACUGAAGAAGUGGGAGGAACCAAGCUGACACAGGCCUCACUGCAAUUUGAUAUGCCUGCUGAUCAGAGUCUCUUUUGGGCAUUUUAUAUUUUGCAUUCUGAUGUACCUAGGAGUUUUGUUAAACAGAUUAUGUAUGUAUUUAUCCCAUUUUAUGCAAUUAACCAAAUCAACCAAAAAAAGUGACCAUGAAGUCCUGUAUUUGUCUUUUUACUACAUGUAUGAACUCUCAUGUGAAUGAGUACUGUAGUAAUCCAUUUUAAGGGAGCCUUAUUUCAGAAAUUUCAAACUGGUGCAAAUGGAAAAGACUUUCUCUUUUCCUUUAAGGCUAAAGACAAGAAUGUCAUGCUAUACAGGUGCAACUCAAUCCCUGUUAAUAAAAACCAAUGUAGGUAUAGGCAUUUUACCCUUUGAAAUAGCUGUGUCCCAAACUGUUGCCAUUGAUUUUUUGGAAAUGGCUUUAGAAAUAUCCAAGUUGUCCUUGAAUUGUCUAACCAUGGACAUAAACAGUUGUCUCCCUUCUACUGUGUAGAAUACUUUGACUUAAUUUUCUUCCAGAUACAGGGGGAUACCUGCCUGUUUUUCAAAGUGUUUAUUUACUGCUGUUACUAUUUGAUUAGAAUGUAUUAAAUAAAAAAAACCUGAUUUCUACAA
This is a messenger RNA of Pongo pygmaeus (Bornean orangutan), 2465 nucleotides long. RefSeq names its product suppressor of cytokine signaling 2 (gene SOCS2). Gene Ontology annotation, molecular function: 1-phosphatidylinositol-3-kinase regulator activity. Gene Ontology annotation, cellular component: phosphatidylinositol 3-kinase complex. The coding region runs from base 853 to 1449 and encodes 198 amino acids. Lineage: Eukaryota; Metazoa; Chordata; Mammalia; Primates; Hominidae. The record is from RefSeq and is a predicted model, not a curated record. Gene Ontology annotation, biological process: intracellular signal transduction; phosphatidylinositol phosphate biosynthetic process. The transcript is spliced from 3 exons.